CAGCCACUGAUGAAGCUUUUUCUUUGUAUUAUCACUAAUUAAAUGAAAGUUUACAGAACAUCUUUGGUUGGUAUGUUACAGACCUGGGAGACGUCGCUUUCUUUCUUCAGAUUUAAACAGAAUCCAGAAGCUGCGGAAAAUAAUUCUUGUUUUGAUAGCAAUUGGCAAUUUAUUGAUUUUGUUGUUUUUGUGACGACAGCAGCAGCAGCGUCGUUGAGGCGUCGCGCGCUCAUUAGUCGUUAUUAGAGUCACGUGUGCAGCGUGUGGGCGGACACACAGAGACACAGGACAGGUGUGGACACACAGGUGUGGACACGCGCGUAUGUGUAAACAUGCAGAAAGGUUUGAAAAAGUACUUUGUCAACAUGGACGACUAUCUGUCCAGUCUGGGCCUGUACCGGAAGAUGGUGGCGCGAGACGCGUCCAGUCUGUUCCGAGCUGUCUCCGAGCAGUUGUACUAUUCUCAGAACUACCACCGGAGGAUUCGUCAGGAUUGUGCAGACUUCAUGAGUGUAAACAGAUCAAACUUUGAGCCGUUUGUUGAAGGUUCCUUUGAAAAGUAUUUGGAGCGUCUGGAGGACCCCAAGGAAACAGUGGGUCAGGUGGAGAUCAAGGCUCUGUCUCAGCUCUACAGGCGGUGCUUCCACAUCUACCGUUACCCGGGGAAACCGGCCACUGUGAUCUCUGAGGACAAUUUUGUGGACAAGGUGAUGCUGUGUUGCUCUAUCAACGGCCACUAUGACAUUGUUUAUCUCAAGAGUUACCCCGCGUCUGCCGCCCUCUGCCAGGCUCUCCUGUAUGAGCUGCUCUACACUCAGGUGUUCGGCGUAGAGGAGGCGGAGCUCUGUCAAGCCAUGGAGGCCUCCAGGAUCGGAGGUCGUUGCUAUAGAAACAGUCCAUCAUUAAGUAGUGACAUUGACCUCGGCUAUGACACACCUGAGGACCGAGGACAGAGGGAGGAGGCGGAGUCAGUUGGUGCUGUGGACGACAAACACAGAUCUAUGAUGGACGAUACAAAGCCUCCUGCAGAAGCUCCGCCUCCUUCCAGACUGUCUCUGCCAUACAAAGUAAUCAAGUCUCUGGACAGAGACAUUUACAGGAACCUGGAGUUUGACGUGUGGCAGGACACGUGUAAAGAGAUGCAGAAGACAGAUUACAUGGUGUUUGCAGGGAGACAGUACUUCCUGGGAGAUAAGUGUCAGGUGCGUCUGGAGCCAAAGGGGAAGUACUACAACGCCUUCAUCCAGGAAGUAGGAACACACUCAUCAGCUGUUACUGUGUUCAUCGAGGAACUGGGAGAGAAACAUCUGGUUCCUCUGACUGAUCUAAAACCAGUCAAUCCAGUUCCUGCCUGGAACGUUUCAGCUCCAUCCAGAAAAGGAGAUCUAGAUUCAGACUGCCGUGGUCAGCGUCAUCAUCGCCAUCGUUACUUCAGGAAGUCUCGGGGUAACAGUGGGCUGAAGGGGGCAGAGCUUCUGAUGCCUCCACCCUCUUCAUUUGGAGGCCCCGCCCCCUCCAGCCUGCCCCCUCGUUUUCAGCCAGCGGGUCAUCCCCGCCCCCCUCCUCCUCCAUCACCUGGAACCAUGACCUAUGACCCUUACGGCCCCCCUCACCACCAUGUCCCCGCCCCCAGAGCUCCUCGCUACGGAACGACCAGAAGUUCCACACGUUUCCUGAACCGUCACCUGAUUGGUCCUCAGCUGACCUACUACCAUCCUGGAAGACGCUAUUACCAUGACUACGAUAACUACGCCUUCAGGUCCCGACGGAGCCGCCGUCAGCUCGUCGCCGCACUCAACAAAGAGUGUCAGUUUGGUUUCCCUGCAGAGACGGGGGAGGAGCCAGCAGAUCUAGAUGCUGCCAUUGCUUAUUAUCAGCUGGACGACGCCAGCGACGGCGUUUUCCCACCGCUGCCGGGCUCGGCUAUUCCUCCACCCCCAAACAUAGGAGCCCCUCCCCCAGGCUCCUCCUAUCGAGUUCAGAGAAGCACUGGGCCCCUCCCCUCCACUGCUCUGCCUGGAAAUUCCCCCGUGUGUUCGUCAGAGGAAGAGCAAGAGGAAACGAGCACCGUGGAGGAGCAUGCUGAUUUCUCUGAGGACUUCAUCUUCAGUUCUCAGACUGACAGCUUCCAGACUUCAGGUGUUUACACUGCUGACCCCAACAACCAGAAUGAACAGGAAGAAGAAACGAGUGAAUCUCCACAGAGACAAGACAUGAACUACAACUACACACAACAGGUUGUGAAACCAUUAGCCAUCAUAGAUUCUUCACCCUCAUCUUCAUCAUCUUCACCAUCAUCUCCAUCGUCCCAUGUUCCUGCAGCUGUUCACCUGUCAACAACUGCACAUACACAGACACACUCUGCAGUUGCCAUGGCGAUUCCUGCUGCCUCUCCCUGGUUGGCAAAUGAGCUGGGUGAGCCUCUCUGCACUGUUGUGACUCCACCUCCUUACUCCUACGACCCUAAUGGCAGUGACUUACCAAGAGACUGCAGAGUUCUACAGUAUUACUUCAAUUUAGGAGUCCAGGUAACACACACACUCUACACAUACACACCCACUCAGCAGGAGUUGCAGUUGACUCCGCCCCCUCUACAGUGGUACCAUCAGAGCUGUUGGCAGCAGCAGCAGGCAUUUCCACCCUCGCCUGACUCCUCCUACUCCUACCAUCACUACUCCCCCUACCUGAGCCAGGACACACUGCACGGGCCUACCUCAUUGUAUCCUGAGACCGGUCGCAGCUCCCAACAGCCCUCCUCCUCUUACCCAGAAUCCUCUAGGGCUGGAGAGGGACAGACAGACGGACACUGCAGCGGCUCUGCCCCAUCCAUAGAUGGCCCCACCCCUUCCGCUCCUCCCAGCUCCACCCCCUCUGCAGCUCUCCUGUACCCGGAGCAGACGACCCUUCCUCCUCCCCCGAUGCUGCACCUGCCUUACGAUGCUCCACCCAUAACCACUUACCUGCCCUCUGCUCCACACCCUGCCCACCUCCCCCACCACUCCUACCACUGCCUCCCCCCCUCCACCCACUGGGGGACACCCCAGACUGGAGGCCACACCCCACGUGUUUACUGCCCCGCCCCCAACCCUGCUCACAUGGUCACUUACAUCACAGCCCCGCCCCCACACCACUCAGCCACUCAUUACAUACCCCCCACGAUCUAAGACACACCCCCUUAAAAACUCAGCUCACAGUUAGCAUGUAGCUAAUGCUAGCAGAAGUUUAAAGUGUUACCACAUUAGAGGGGGCGGGACUUGUCCCUGUUUAUGUUAAUGAAGGACAUAUUUAUGUUGAUGUUAAAUGUUCAGGUGUUUGUUUGUGGGAAAAUAAAGUUUGUGUUUCACCUGCAAA
Molecule: messenger RNA, 3351 nt
Organism: Solea solea (common sole)
Lineage: Eukaryota; Metazoa; Chordata; Actinopteri; Pleuronectiformes; Soleidae
Gene: alg13
Product: ALG13 UDP-N-acetylglucosaminyltransferase subunit
Exons: 23
Coding region: 333-3164 (943 amino acids)
Biological process (GO): protein deubiquitination
Molecular function (GO): cysteine-type deubiquitinase activity
Source: RefSeq, a predicted model, not a curated record